GUGACACGCUUGUCGUACUCUUCACUGGAUGGAGCGUCUCUUGAGUCUCAAAUGAGGGAAGAUGCCGCGACCUAAUUCUUCAUAACAACCGGUGUUAACAUGUAAAUGGCGAGAUAAGAAAACGACCUUACAAAAGGGUGAUAUAAACCAGUAGGUGAUGUGGUCCACUCUGACAGACAAAAUGAAGAGGAGGCUCCUUCGUGGUUUCCUGUCAGAAAUCUUCGUCCGCUUGACGCUCUUUGUGAUUUUCCUGGUGACGGAGCACCUUCCACCUUUCUACCGCGAGAUCCAGCCAGAGGAGAUGUGGUUGUAUAAAUUUCACCGGGUGGAGCAAGAUCACAUUCCUACGUCACUCAUGUUUUGUGUCGCUGUUUUCACACCCCUGAUUGUCAUCAUUGUCUUUACCGUCCUGACGAAGUCAGAGCGAAGCGAUGCCAAGGAAGCGUCACUGGCCAUGACUUUGACUCUGGUGCUGAAUGGCGUUUUUACCAACAUCAUCAAACUUGCUGUCGGCAGGCCCAGGCCAGACUUCUUCUACCGCUGUUUCCCAGAUGGCCAGUUGAACCUGGAGCUACGCUGCAGUGGUGAUCCAGAUGUGGUCAUGGAGGGGAGAAAGAGUUUUCCCAGCGGACAUUCUUCAUUUGCUUUUGCCGGGCUGGGCUUCACCUCCCUUUACAUUGGCGGGAAGCUGCGAUGCUUCAACGCAGCCGGCCAAGGCAGAGCGUGGCGCCUCUGCGUUUUCCUCAUACCUUUAAUCGUAGCGCUGACCAUUGCCCUCUCCAGAACCUGCGACUACAAACACCACUGGCAAGACGUGUUGGUGGGGUCUCUACUAGGCCUGACUUUCGCCUGGCUAUGCUACAGGCAGCAUUACCCGGCGCUUCAGGACGCCGACUGUCACCGCCCUUUGACUCAUCGACAGGGUGUCCCCGCAGCACAGGAACGCAGGCUAGCCAACUCCAACUACAUCCUGCCCAUGUAAAACAGCCGCUUGCGCUGGAUCCUUUGCACUGUUGUUGCAUAUCAUGACUCUAGGGGCUGGGAACUUUUUAUUAUAGAAACUGUAUUACAGUGGUGUAAAAAGGUGUUUGCCUCCUUCCGGAUUUCUUAUUUUUUUGCACACUUAAAUGUUCCCAUCAUCAAACAAAUUUAAUUAUUAGUCAUAGACAACACAUGUAAACACAAAAUGCAGUUUUAAAAUCUUUUUUAUUAUUAAGGGAGAAAGAAAUCCAAACCUACAUGGCUCUAUGUGGAAAAAAAGAUUGCCCCAAAACCUAAUAACUGGUUGCGCCACUCUUAGCAGCAACAACUGCAAUCAAGAGUUUGCAAUAACUUACUUGUGUUGUCUUUGACUAAUAUUUAAAUUUGUUUGAUGAUGGGAAACAUUUGUGUGACGUGGAAAAAAAUAAGAAAUCAGAAAGAGGACAAACACUUUUUCACAGCAGUGUAUAGGUAAGGCCGGUACAUUGGGUAUUUUCUCUACGAUAAUGACACUUCGAGUUGGACAGAAAAUCUGCAUGAAAAGACCUGUAGACGUGAUUUGCCUUUGGUUGCCCAGCACUGUAACAGAAGACAUUUAUCUGCAUUUUAUACACCCAUUGUUCAUGAUUGACCGAUUGUGUCAAACUUCUCACCUGGCACUUUCCUGCCCGUUGUGGCUCUGACACUACCGCCGAAGGUGGAAAAUUGCUCACAUUCCAUUGAUGCUGUUUACACAGAUCAGUGACAUGGAAAAAAGGUGGAAAAAUGCCAGUAGCACACACACAACCUUUUUGUGACAGCCCAUUGACGUGGUGACCCCACAAGUCAAGAGGUCGUGCUAUUAUAAAGUUGACAAAAAUAUGUCGUAUGAAGUAAACAAGCCAGUACUACAGUUAGGGUUGGGCAUCAUCUGAAUUUGAGUGAUUCCGGUUCCUCAUUUCGAUUCCAGUUCUAAAUGAUUCUUGAUUCCAAUUGUUUUAGGGGGCUGGGUCAAAAAAGUUUGCAUGGUUUAAAUAAGGGAUGUCCAAAUUAUGAACAUCCAUUUUCUUAGCAGUCCGCAGCAUAGACAAAAAUGAACAUUUGACUCGGGGGUUCUUUAUAACCUUUAUCAAUAUAAAACCUAUGAGUAAAAGGCAAUGUGUGGGUAACUGACCCAAUUGACUUAAUAUUCAUUGUUUCAGCUAUAAGUUAAAUAUAGCGUUGUUAAAGUAGUUAUUUGCGACUGUUUUAUCAUGUCAAAUGGUUUACAUGUGCAAGUUUUAACUUGACUUCCUGUUUUUAAGGACGAAGCCUUUUAUUUUAAGGUUAGUGUUUGUGAUACUGUGAGACAAUGUUUAUGUGAAUUUUGUCCCAGUUUACUGUGAUGUAAAGUCGCUAGUUUGAAUUUUAAACUAGUAAUGCGACUUUUACUUUAUUUCCAGUAUGGUAAAAUAAUUUAUUUUUGUGUCAUCAGCGCUUAUGUUGGUUUGAAGACUAAAAUAAACGCUAAAAACCAUCAGCGCAAGAGUGCAACCCACCGUUUAAAUUGUUAGUUACUUCAAUGUGUCAUGGCCCUGUGUUUCAAAUUGUUUUUCUUUGUGUUGCAGUGUCUGGGUGAGCGAAGGUGGGCGUUGACAUCGGUGACGCACCUGUCAUGCAUUGUAAUCAUCAGCCUUUUUAGGGGGCACCGUGACAGUGUGUGGGCGUCGGAAUAUUCACUCGUUUUUGCCCCGUGUUUGCCGCCGUUCUGACCGCUGUCCAAAUUUAGGUUCUCUACGAUUAUACCACCCGGACCUUUUGUCGUGUCUCCCUGCGUUAUCUGUUUUUUGAUUCUCUCGGGUUGUGAGUCCCUUUAGCUUCGUAUGUCUCGCCAUCACAUGCGCUGCCAUUGAAUUAAAAUUAUUCGGACCUCUUACCUAGAGUCUCUUUUUUGGGAUCAGCCCUUACGGCAUUGCCGUCCGUGACACAAUGUUGGCAUAGAUGUAUUAGUUCCGCGCGGUGUAGGCUGAGGCUCUGAGUGGGAGGGAGCACGUCAGUUUAUUCCAAGUGUUGCACUGAGGCAACUGGUCAUUUAUUUUAACAAAGUAAUAAACACUUUUGUUCGCCACCGCCGUUGGGCACAAGCACGUCUUUGUGCGCGUUCUUCGUUGGUUUUCACCACUUUCUUCUUCGGGGGUCGGCGGACUGUAGGCAUCGAAACUGGAAUCUGAAUUUUUUUUAAUUUGAACCAUUCCCGAUGCCCAACCCUAGUUAAGAAGAAGGUCAAUUACAAUUAACAUGUUUAAUCUUAAAUUGUAAUGUUUUUACACUUCUGCGCAGGCGUUCAUAACAUGGUCUGUGGAUGAAAUUUAUGCUGUUGCUUGUGGCCCAUCCAGAAUAGGUCACGCUACAUUAAGGAUAUCUGCAAUGUUAAUUUUACCCCUCAGAAGGCACAAAAGGGAGGUUGGGUAUGUUGGCAUGGGGGGAAACGCAGCACUCUCUUUAAAAUAUCAGCUGCUUUCAGUCAUUAUUAGUCGUUAGGUUUGGUUGGUUGUUUUUACCUCCGAGGGAAAUAGUGACCCAAUAGAGAUGAGCAGGCAUAAUCAACACAGCAGAUACCACUUGUAAAAUACUGACAUCAAUCUGUUUUUUUCCAUCCAUUUAUUUUAUUUUUUUCUCACCCGUCUAAAUCUUAUGGUCUCACUGUAACUUACUUUUAAUGGAACCACGACAGAAUUCCAUCUGGCCUUUCAUGCCAUUCUAAAACCAAAUGAAGGAACUGGGUCACUAUUGCUAUAAACUGCCUUUGUUGUCCUCAGAAUCAGAAUCAUCAUGAAAAUGUAGCAAAGUAAUGAAACUCAGAGGUCUUACACCAGAAGUAUAACUCUUGAAGUGUUUCCUUCAUUUUUGUAUUUAAUUUUAUUAUUUUUUUUUUAAUUGGAUGUACAUGAUUUUGGCAUGUCAUACAGUCUCCUCUGCUAACUACAGUGGGUGUAAUAAGCAGUUAAAUGAUACUAAAUUCCCCCCACCCGAAUGGAUAUGGUUUUCUUGUCCACACUAAAUUAUUUGAUCAAAUUAGUCAUUUUGAUCAUAUAUGUUGUUUUCAUGAUCAUUGUGAGCAUUUUGCAUGUGUCCCUGAAAUUGCUGUCCCACCCUGUCAUUAUGAUGGAGUAUCUGCCCCUUUAAGCAAACCUAUGACAUUUUCUUUGUUCAGUGGAGGAUGAAACGGUGGCUAGUUGCAGAGUUAAUAUUUACAAUAUGAAGUUCAAUGAGAAAUUUCAACUUUCUUUGGUAAAGUGGGGAAGUCUCAAAGGCACCUUAUGCUCAUAUUAACUCAACUCUGAUAAAAAAAAGUACCCAAAUAUUUAACCCACAAAUGCUCAUAAUAUAUAAAUUAAACAUGUUAAACAAUUACAUAUUUUUCCCAAAAUUUUGUAUGGGUGUAUGACUUCACAAAAAGGUACCUGAAAGGAAAGAAGUUGUCCAUCUUUGAUUUAAAUGACCUUUAUAACCUUAGUUGUUUGUGUUUGGCAGUGUUUUGUUUGCACAUCUGUCCAAUCCAUCUGUUAGCAGAGAAAUAAAUAUCCACAGGGCUGUUUUUUGUUUUGUUUUGUUUAGGAAUUUUUUAUUUUUUAGGGGGGGGGCGGGGACAGACGUUACAAAUGCAUCUCAUUGGCUGUCAACAACUAGACGGUGCAGCUGGGACUGUUGUCACAAUUUUAACACAAGGAGAGGACAUCAAUGUAACAGCUGAAAAGGGUUUAAAUCCUGUUCAUAUUUGUUGGCACUUAAGGAGUGAGGGUACAGUUUUUUUUGUGGGUUCUAUGAUAAGUUGGUGGUGAGAACAAAAGAAUCAGGCAAACCUCUGUGUUUUUGUGUGAGGUCAGCCAAAGUUUUCCAGGGUAUAAGCACUUUUGCUGGUCACUAAUACCAGCUCAAAUGUGUUGAUCACAGAGGCUUUCAGACCAAACUUGGCAGUGAUUUUGUGCCUUUUUUUAUUUCCAACAUUAUCCUACUUGUGAAAUGUUCACUGCUUUUCAUUCCAUUUUUGUUCUGUAAUUUUCAUUUUCUCCGGUUUUUACAUUAAUCAUUCCAAGAUGAAGAUGAUUCAUCAUACUUAAUAUUGGCAUGAUGCUUUUUUUUUAAAAAUUGGAAUGCAUACAGAAUCCUAAAAGUUAUUACUCGUGUGUGUAAAUUCUAGAAUUCCACUCUAGCAGGAUUUUUAUGGUGUACUCUAUGAUCAGCUGCACUUAAUUUGGGGCAUGUAGUAGUUUGACUUGAAUUUUCAAUGUUUGUUUGCCCUCUUUUGACUAGUUUAACAAUUGCAGUAGGCAUUUAAAUCCUGCACGUUUCUCGAUGUAUUAAGAAAAAUGUCUCCACAUCCCUUUUGAUUUUUUUUUUCAGCAGGAUAUAAAAUUAAAAUAAAAAAAAAUGUAAAUCUUUUUUAAAUUUAUUUAUUCCCCCCCAGCCCCCUGAAAGUUUCAGUGUUGACUAGCUAUCCUGAUACUGUUUUGUGAAGUACAAAUUCUUGAGCAUUAUUAUUAUUUUUAUUAUUGUCAGGCACAUCUUUAUUUUGCCUUGUAAUGACCCUGGAACGUUGUUAAAGUAGUUAUUUGCAACUGUUUAUGCUGAUGCUCUCCUGAUUGUAUUGUGCUGUCACGUCAUUUGGUCACACUAAAUAAUGUUUCCACAUAA
Molecule: messenger RNA, 5634 nt
Organism: Phyllopteryx taeniolatus (common seadragon)
Lineage: Eukaryota; Metazoa; Chordata; Actinopteri; Syngnathiformes; Syngnathidae
Gene: plpp5
Product: phospholipid phosphatase 5
Exons: 8
Coding region: 158-982 (274 amino acids)
Biological process (GO): phospholipid metabolic process
Molecular function (GO): phosphatidate phosphatase activity
Source: RefSeq, a predicted model, not a curated record